AGCUUGCUCAUGCAGAGUCAAAGUCAGUUGCUGUGCAGGCCAAUGGCAAAAGUUUGAUCUCGAGAGCACAUUUUCACAGAGCGCAAGAUCCAUUAUCUGUUCCGUCAACUUCCUUGAGGGUUGCCAGCUUUUGCUGCCUUCUCUUUUCUGCUGCAAGCCUAGCAGACUCUCAGGACAAAUUCCUGUUUUUGCUAUUCUUCAAACGGAACAGCGAUGGCAGGCAUACAAUCAGAUCCCUCUGCAGUCGAUACGAGAAGCAGUGCUUCCAAAUUUGACCCUCAGAACGAUUUUGUGAACGUCACGUCAGAGGCCCUGAGCUUGGACGCAGCAUACAAGGCAGUGCACAGUACAGCGGCGGGGGCAAUCACCACAUUCAGUGGGAUCACGCGGGACAACUUCGAUGGGAAAAAGGUAGUGCGACUAGAAUAUGAGGCGUAUGCACCCAUGGCAAUCGCGAAGCUGAAAGACAUCUGCAGUGAAAUCCGCUCCAAGUGGGACGUCUGCAAAAUUGCCAUCUUCCAUCGGACGGGCGUCGUGGAUGUCGGAGAGCCUAGCGUAAUCAUUGCCGUUUCCUCCGUACAUAGAGCGUCGGGCCUAGAAGCAGCGAGGUUUGGCAUAGACGAGUUGAAGGCAACGGUGCCCAUCUGGAAAAAGGAGCUGUACGAAAGCGGGGAUUUGUGGAAAGAGAACAGCGAAUUCAAACCGAAAGCGGCGUCUGGUGAUUGAUGUUCUCCAACGGCAUCUUUCUUGGCCCGGUCAUGGCCUCAAUACCGC
This is a messenger RNA of Klebsormidium nitens, 774 nucleotides long. NCBI's taxonomy places the organism in Eukaryota, Viridiplantae, Streptophyta, Klebsormidiophyceae, Klebsormidiales, Klebsormidiaceae. The record is from the annotation of a GenBank genome assembly.